AUGGUUACCAGCAAAGUCGAUCCAAGAAGCCAUGUUAAUAUUCUUGAUCCCUUGCUGAAGCAACUGAGGAAAGGGACAGGCAUCCUAUUUCUAAAGCGGUUAACCAUUGUCCUAGACGAAGACAGCGAAAAGGGAAAUGGUCUUUCAACUGGCAACACUUCACUCUUCACUUCUUACGACAUCCUAUCCCUCCACCCAACAACCCAAGCCUCACUAGCAAGCGCCUGCCUAACUCACACGCAACCUUCCCCUUUGACGACGCACAUCAUAUCCCUUCCGCUCACUUCUCCGCGUCUCCCCUUUCGUUUGAAACACACGCUGGUACGCACUGCCAUUAAGAACGGUGCGGUGUUUGAGAUAGACUACGCCGGGGCCUUGGGUGGAGGAGGUACAGGAGGAUUAGGAGAAGAUUGCCGGAGGAAUUGGUGGGCUGCUGCGCGUGAACUUGCACGCGUUACGAAGGGAAAGGGUCUGAUUGUGAGUGGAGGCGUGGAUGACGGGCAGUACCUCCGUGCACCUAGGGAUGUUGCGAACCUGAUCACACUCCUCGGACUUGCUCAGAAUUUUGCACACGAUGCAGCAACUACUACACCUAAAUCAUUACUGUUACGCGCUCAAACUCGAAAAACGUAUCGAGCAGUACUAUCAGAGCCAACACUCAUAAUGCCAAUGAAUCAACAGCAAUCGUCAUCGGUUGACAAUCAAGACUCCGGUGUAUCAUCUAAACCCACGGCCGUUCCAUCUCUAUCAGCGGAUGCCGAUAUCGUACCUCAACAAAACAGCAGCAAUGCGGACAUCAAACAACAAGAGGCGGUCCUCCUUCCAACAGACACUCCGGACGAACUUGAGCUCGAAAAGGCUUCUUCCGAGAACAAACCACCCACCAAAGCCAACGGAGCGAAGCGCCCAUUCGAAGCUUUAGGAGAAGAGCCGCCGACGAAAGCAAAUGAGAUAUCGGGGGACGUCGUAGGGCAUAGGCAUAAGAAAAAGAAGAAGCGGGCGAAAGCGGCCGCCGGGAUAAAUACAUCAUGA
This is a messenger RNA of Fomitiporia mediterranea MF3/22, 1032 nucleotides long. Its product is annotated as PHP domain-like protein. Gene Ontology annotation, molecular function: RNA binding. The transcript has 4 exons. NCBI's taxonomy places the organism in Eukaryota, Fungi, Basidiomycota, Agaricomycetes, Hymenochaetales, Hymenochaetaceae. Gene Ontology annotation, cellular component: nucleolar ribonuclease P complex. The coding region runs from base 1 to 1032 and encodes 343 amino acids. The record is from RefSeq and is a predicted model, not a curated record. Gene Ontology annotation, biological process: tRNA processing.